Molecule: messenger RNA, 2128 nt
Organism: Mucor mucedo
Lineage: Eukaryota; Fungi; Mucoromycota; Mucoromycetes; Mucorales; Mucoraceae
Exons: 2
Coding region: 46-2097 (683 amino acids)
Biological process (GO): regulation of gene expression
Molecular function (GO): protein binding; RNA polymerase II cis-regulatory region sequence-specific DNA binding; chromatin DNA binding
Source: RefSeq, a predicted model, not a curated record
AAAAAAAUAAAAAAAAAUAAAAAAAUUAUAGGUAAUUUAGCCGAAAUGAUGUCGGACUGGGAAAGAGCCAUGAAUUCCUAUGAGGCGGCCCUAAGACACAACCCUUAUUCGGUUAGCGCAUUAUCACAUAUAGCAUCAUUAUGUAGGGGACGAGAACAAUUCGCUAAAGCCAUCGACUACUUCAAACGCAUCUUGGCUCUACAAGAAAACAAUGGUGAAACAUGGAGUUCCUUAGGUCAUUGUUAUCUCAUGAUGGAUAACCUACAAGAAGCCUAUCAAGCCUAUCAACAAGCUCUUUACCAUUUACCAAGCCCCAAGGACCCUAAACUAUGGUAUGGUAUCGGUAUUCUUUAUGAUCGUUAUGGUUCUAUCGAACACGCUGAAGAAGCAUUUUCUGCUGUCAUGAAGAUGGAUCCUCAAUUUGAAAAAUCAAAUGAAAUAUACUUUCGUUUAGGCAUCAUCUACAAGCAGCAACAGAAAUAUGACCUCUCUCUCCAGUGCUUUCGUUAUAUACUGCAUAACCCACCGAGACCACUGACAGAAAUCGAUAUCUGGUUCCAGACCGGUCACGUCUAUGAACAACAAAAAGAAUACGAAUUGGCUAAAGAAGCCUAUGAACGUGUCUUAUCCGAGAACCCAGAUCAUGCUAAAGUGCUUCAGCAAUUAGGUUGGCUCUAUCACCAACAAAAUACUUCCUUUUCCAACCAAGGUACCGCUAUCCAAUACCUCACCCGAUCCUUAAAAGCAGACAGUACGGAUGCACAAUCAUGGUAUUUACUCGGUCGAUGUUACAUGGUCGAACAAAACUACAAUAAAGCUUAUGAGGCCUAUCAACAGGCUGUCUACCGUGAUGCUCGUAAUCCCACAUUUUGGUGCUCCAUUGGUGUUCUCUAUUAUCAAAUCAAUCAGUACAGAGAUGCCUUGGAUGCUUAUAGUCGUGCUAUUCGAUUAAACCCUUAUAUCAGUGAAGUAUGGUAUGAUUUAGGUACCCUUUAUGAAUCUUGCAAUAAUCAAAUCCAGGAUGCAUUGGAUGCCUAUCAACGCGCUAGUGAAUUAGAUCCAUCCAACCCUCACAUUAGACAACGUUUAGAACUCCUAAGAAAAUCAAAUCCGUCCAAUGCACCCGUCACAACUCCCGUACCUCAAGAUGUUAAUAAUCCAUAUCAAUACAAUAACACAAGUGCAAAUGGGACUUCACCUGCUCCUCCACCACCUUUAUCUCAUCAAUAUCAACCUCCUCUUUUGGCAAACAAUGGUCAAAGAAGAACAGAUCUUCCUCCUCCUCCUUCUCAACCCUCUAACGCAUUAAAUGAUUUACGCUCCCCUGUACCCUUUCCUUCUUCUUCUUCUUCUUCUUCUACAGCAGCAGCAGAAGUACGUAUACCAGAUAUUGGAGGUGGUGGUAGAGCCCCUACGCCUUCUGAACGUAUCUUGAUGAACCCUAUGCUUGUCGAAUCACGAUCACCCAUCUAUCGUCAUGCUAGCACAACACCAAAGAUGUCUUCCGUUGUUCGAUCUCCCAUUCCCAGUAAAAAAUCCUCUCCUCGCCUUUACUACGCCUCUCCUGCCAAUAAUGGGACAAACAGUCGACCUCCCAAUGAAUCCUUUCCUUCUUUUCAUUCGACCGGAUCAGAACCUUUACGAAGAACCUCGGUAUUGUACGAUAAUGAAAAGAGUUCUCCCGUGGCUGUGAAACGAGAAUACCCAACCGUCAAUCAUAGUGCACCUCAUCAACGUCAUAAUUCAACCAGUAGUCAGCAUAGUACCGUGAUGCGACAACAACAACAGCAACAACAACAACAGCAACAGCAACAACAACAUUCCAUACAGCAGCAGUCUAUACAGCAGCAACCCAUGCAACAGCAACACAUACAGCAGCAGCAGAAAAAGGAAAGUCCGGUGGAAAGUAGUGCGGCGGAUACGUUAAUGAGCAUGUCACAAAAAGGAUAUGUGAGUAAAAAACGAGUUUUGGAGAUGGCGGAUGAUGAAGAAGAGGAAGAAGAUAAACGACCUAGAUUAGAGACGAGGAUGGUGGUGGAUUAUCAUUCACCCUCUUCACCCAACAACAAUAAAGAAUCCAUCCCAGUGUCUUCUUAAAAAAUAAAUAAAAACAUGUAUGAAAAAAAAA